AUGCCAGAAAACGAUGUUUGCAUUCAUCCUGACGACUACCUCAUUCUUCGCAGUACCACUGAGGUGGUCAUCCAACGAUAUGUAUUUCCAAUACAAUUUUUUUUGGGUUUUAUUGGAAAUGCAGUUAAUUUGAUUGUGCUGUUAAGUCGUGGUAUGAGAUCCGAAGUGACAAAUAUACUUUUGUCGGUGAUGGCAUUCGCAGACCUGGGUUUCCUAUGUGCAAUGUUACCCGGUUCGUUAGCAUCAUUUCCAUUUGCAUAUCAAAGUAGCUGCUUUCGUUGGUAUUUUUACAAAACCAAACUGUACUUCCAUACAAUGGCUAAUUUGUUCUCUGCAGUAUCUACCUGGUAUGCUGUUUUUGCUUCACAAGUUUCACAAUUAAACUACUCUACCAAACUGCAGUUAAUACUAGUGGUAUCAAUAGAACGAUUUGCCGGAAUCCGUUCCCCAAUGGGUGCUCGACACUGUUGGAAUUUAUCUUCAGCAAUUGCUGUAAUUAUAAUAAUAUUUUUUUUAUCCUUGUUGGUUACAUCCUGGCGUAUAUUCGCUUAUGACGUUCUCAUUCAUGAGGUUUGUAAUGGGACACAGAUCAUCGGCCAGACCGGAAUGGCUCAAUACAGUUGGCUCGAUCGAACAAAUUGUAUAUCCAUAUACCUGAAUUAUGGCCAGCUAAUUCAGCUGGUCAGCAUAGUUAUUAUUCCAAUAUUUGCCGUUGCGGUGCUAAAUGUCCCACUGAUUUGUUUUAUGCGUAAUCGUAACGCUAUAAAUAAUACAAGAAAAAAGCGAGGAGCUUCUACAAAUAGAAGACCACGAAGUAACAGUGAUUUCUGUAUAAUGCAAAGACAAGAACGUAAAGUUACUGCAACCGUAUUAGCGAUUGUAACUUGUUUUACACUAACUCAUGCUCCGUCACUGAUUCCAGUUUUAAUGCUAACUUGUGGAGUUAAAAUUUCCGAUACCAACUAUUCGAUGACUGCACAUAUUGCGAACUCCAUUGUUGUCACGGGAAAGGUUUUGAACUUUCUACUAUUUUGCACAAGUUCAGCUCAUUUCCGGAGGAAACUGCUUGCGAUAUGCGAAACUAUUUUUUAUAAGGUAGGGAUAAAUGCUUCACAAAUCCUUCUGAAAAUUCUACUUCAUGAAAUGAAGUGA
This is a messenger RNA of Enterobius vermicularis (human pinworm), 1152 nucleotides long. NCBI's taxonomy places the organism in Eukaryota, Metazoa, Nematoda, Chromadorea, Rhabditida, Oxyuridae. The record is from the annotation of a GenBank genome assembly.